Frankliniella occidentalis (western flower thrips) is the source of this 3354-nucleotide messenger RNA. RefSeq lists its product as uncharacterized. The transcript is spliced from 5 exons. Lineage: Eukaryota; Metazoa; Arthropoda; Insecta; Thysanoptera; Thripidae. Bases 445 to 3231 code for a protein of 928 amino acids. The record is from RefSeq and is a predicted model, not a curated record.
UGGGGUAUGGCUUUAUGGAGUGGCUACUUGCUCGCCGGCCGCCCCCUAACCUGAGCCACUGCGAACGGAACUCCUCCGCCGUGCGAACGAAUUUCGACACAAUCGACACACCGGCGUGUUCCUCUAGGUCCACUCUAAUUAUUAGUCACAUAAAACUUGACCACCACCACAACACUUUCAAACUAAAGCCCACCAAAGUCGCUCACCGCCGUGCGUCCAUCGCUCCUGUCCCGACCCGUGCAGCGCCUGCCGGCAGCGAGAACGUUCCGCCCGAGCGAGUUCGCCGCGCCCCGCCGCUAGGGGCGCGGCGGUCGCUCGUCGCUUGUUGUGGUCGGCUACCACGCGAGAGAAGCGAAGGCACGGUGUUUGCUGCUGUGUAAUGUGUAUUAUUUACCUUGGAGUUCUCCUACGUCCGUCCAAAUUUAUCUCACGGACAUUAAGAAAAUGCCCCAGAAAAAGCGAGGAAAGUCGUUUACUCACACCAAAUCGGGCAGAGGAAAGACCGAACGCGGUGGUGGUGGUAGAGGCCACAGAGGCAGACGCACUGUGACCGGCUACCUGCCAUCUGAGGAGGAAAACAAUGCUGCUGACAAUGUUGACAAUGCAGUUCCUUUGUGUCCACCUUCCCCUCUGUGUAGCCCUGAUGCAGAAGACUCAAUGGAUUCAGUACACUUCAGAGCUGCUUUGGCAUCGCCUUUGUCUGCAUUAUCUGGCAGUUCUGAAUGUUUGGCAUCUGAUCAAUCUGAAGCGGAUUCUAGAGGCACUCCGAGUCCCAGUCCCACAGUUUCAAGAAGUUUUAGGGAACUGCAUUUAUCGCAAUCCUCAUCAACUCCAAGUUCGAGCACCUCCCAGGCUUUUGUGAGCCCAUCUGCAGACCUGGUGAUGAAAGUGCUAAAUUUACUGAGAGCAACUCUUCAUCAGGAUUGGAUCCCAAUUGCUGAUCGUGGAAGUUACAUUAUCUUACUAAUGUCUCGGGGAAUGGAGAAGAGUACUCAACGCAACAUCAACAUAACAUUCAAUGGCUCUCUCAAAAUUACUGUUCACCGUCGACCCAUUCCAGAAUCAUUGUGUGAUGAAGUGCUUAAAGUGGGUGGACCUGCUGUUGUGCUCAGUGAAUAUACAUUCAAAGAAUUCACAGACAGAGUGCUAUCAAUUGUAAAUUUUGUGAGAAGCUUUGAAGUGUGUGCUGGCACUUGUGAUAAAGAGUAUAAACAUUUCUGGGUGGACAGUGAAAAAGGGUCAGUGGAUAAAAAUCCCUAUGGUGAGAGCAGAUAUGACAUCACAUACAGAUCGUCUUCUUGUCAUAUGCUGGUUCCAGUGCGAAAGUGGAAGUGUGAAGAAUGUGAUAGAGCUUCACUUAGAUUUAAACGUAAAGUAGUGCAUGAAAAUAUUUCUGAUUAUCAUCAAAAUACCCCUAAUGUUUAUCUCUCUGAAGAACAGAAACAAAGCAAGUUACAAGAUCAACAGAAGAAGAUUAAUGCUGGAAAAAAGAAAAUAGCAAGGAUGCAGCAAAAAAUUAAAGAACUAUUACAAGACCAUGGAGUAAAUGUUGAUAAAGAUGUGAGUGAUUGUCUUGAGGAGGCAAUAAAGUGUGACACAAAUUUAACUCCUGAAGUGAAACAGUUGAGAGAUCUCUUCCUCCAACAGCAGCACAAAGCAGCAUCAGUGAAGGGGAAGACAGGCAUGCGUUGGCAUCCUGCCAUGAUCCGGUUUGCAAUUUUAAUUAAAUCUCAUUCUUCUGCUGCUUAUGAUGCUAUUAGACAGUCUGGCUUUAUUUGUCUUCCUGGAGAGAGAACUUUAUUUGAUUAUACUCAUACUAUUCCCCAAAUGCAUGGCAUUAACACUGUCAAAAUGCAAAGGCUGUCAGAAAAGGUUGCAAAAUAUGAACAAAAUCAUCAACAUUUCCACAAUUUGUUAAUGGAUGAAAUUCAUAUUUCUGAAAAAUUAGUCUACAGCAAGUCUACUGGAGAGAUGCUUGGCUAUGUUAAAUUAUCUGAAGCUGAACAAGAAAUGGAGAAUUUAAUGCAUGUCAUCCAAGAUAAAAAUCCGAAGAAAGAAGACCCACAAACAGCAAAAAGAAUUUUGGCUUACAUGGUAAAGGGUGUCACAAAUGAUGUCAAGGAGGUUGUUGCUUGUUAUACUACUCAUUCACCAACAAAAGAGUUUCUUUUUGACAGAACUUGGGAUGUUAUUACUCAUUGUGAACUAGCUGGUAUUCAUAUUUUGUCAGUUGUGUGUGAUGGUAGUGCAGUUAAUCGUGGCUUUAUUCAGAUGCACACCCCUACUAAUCCAGAGAGACAAUUGAAAUCUGGUGUUGUUUUUGCUUGCAAGAAUUUGUGUGUUCCAGACAGAGAAUUAUUUUUCUUCUCAGAUCCACCCCAUCUAAUCAAAACCCUCCGAAACUGUUUUGCAAAGUCUGGUUUUCACCCCAAGGCCACAAGGAAAUUAACUAAGGGAGGACAAUUUAUUGUUUGGAAAACAAUUGAAAGGCUUUUCCUGGAGGACCAUGAACACACCAUAAGAAGUAGCUUUAAAUUAAAUGCUCAAAAUGUGUAUCUCAACAGUUAUUCCUGUAUGAAUGUAGCACUAGCCACUCAGGUUUUAAGCAACACUGUAUCUGUUGACCUAGCUUCUCGUAACUGGGCAAAUACUUCAGAGACAGUGACUUUUAUCAGUAAAUGUAACAAUUUCUUUGAUAAUUUAAAUGGUGCACACUCUGCCAUGGGCACAAGGAAAGCCAAUCCUAGAUUAGAUCCGUACACCUCCUCCUGUGACAAAAGGUUUGAUGAGCUUGAUGAGUUUGUCACUUAUCUUAGGAAUUGGCUAGAAGAAGUUAAAUCUGCCAAGGUGACUGCAAAGGAAAAGCUUAAGAUGUUCAUUCCACACCAGACAUUUGAAGGUAUUGAAAUGACUGCAAAUGCUCUCAGAGGUGCUGUCACAUUUAUGCUUGAUGUUGCCAAAGCAAAGUUCAUCAAUGCUCGAGUUUUUUGCCAGGACCCCCUUGAGCAAUACUUUGGCAAACAAAGGGCCAGUAUUGGAGGGAGUAGUGCUCCCACUGAGAAACAAUUCUAUGAAAGUGACUUAAAAAUUUCUAUUCACAGGGAUGGCAAUGUUAGGAAAAGAUCUGGAAAUGUAGAAGCUGUUAAUUCAUGUAUGCGCAUUUCAGAUGAACCAUUGCCUAAAAGACCUAAGGUUUCAUAUGCAUACAAGAAAGACAAAAAAUCUGAUUAGAGUGUUCAGAAAUGUACCCCUGUCUGUGAUAACUAAAGUAAACAUACCUUUAAUCUUUCCUUAAUAAUAUUGCUGUACUGUUUAUAAAGUGGAAAUUGAAUUAAAUACCACUAUUGUAAUAGA